Molecule: messenger RNA, 589 nt
Organism: Clunio marinus
Lineage: Eukaryota; Metazoa; Arthropoda; Insecta; Diptera; Chironomidae
Source: the annotation of a GenBank genome assembly
CUUGGUUCAUCUUUCAGAACCUGCGAAAUAUUUAAAAAAUAAACAAAAAAGUAUUUUCGCUCACGUACAAUUAAAAAAUAAAGAAAAUUUUUAAGAAAAAUAUCAGGUUAAAACAGAUAUGGUUUUCACUACAUUUGUUAACUUUAUAAGAUCUAGAGGUCCCGAUGAAUUUUGGAGAAAAAGAAAAAUAUUUAAGUUGGCAGCUCAUAUGUAUGGACGAAGAAGAAAUUGUUACUCAAUAGCUAUUCGAGCUGUUCAUAAAUCUCUCCAACACGCAACACUUGGACGUAAAUUUAAGAAGAUUCAUAUGAGAGAUCUGUGGACUAGAAGAAUAACAGCCGGUGCAGAACAGCAUGGAGUAUCUUUCAUUCAAUUUAAUGAAGGUUUACAUAAAAAUAAAAUACAACUCAAUCGCAAAGUUUUGGCAGACCUCGCUGUUUGGGAACCGGCAACAUUCGAAUCACUCGCUCGGUUAGGAGAAGAACUCGACAAUUAUGGAAAUAUCAAGGAAUGAUAAACAAAUAUUGAAUAGUUUUUUAAUGAUACGAUGUAGAUUGCUUUGAGAUAAAAAAUAAACAAACUCGUGAAG